AUGUUGCGAGUGACUGAGCCACGAAUUAUUAAAAAGUACCCGAACCGCCGUCUAUACGAUACCGCUAUCAGUAGCUAUAUCACGCUUGAAGAUGUCAAACAAUUGGUGUUGGAUUAUGAAAAAUUCCGUGUCAUCGACGCCAAAAGCAAAGACGACAUCACCCGUGGCAUUUUGCUGCAAAUUAUCAGCGAAGAAGAAGAACAAGGCAGCCCGAUUUUCACCACCGAGGUCCUCGCUCAUAUCAUCCGGUUCUACGGCGACACCUUGCAGGGCAUGAUGGGAACGUAUUUGGAAAAGAGUCUGCAAUCGUUUGUCGAUCAGCAGCAUGUGGUACGCGAGCAGAUGUCUGAUUUUAUGGGUAAGAAUCCCUUAACGAUGAUCUCUGAACUAGCUGAGCAGAAUCUUUCCAUGUGGCAGACUAUGACGGAGCAGUUUUACCAGCAGGUUCAGGAAACGGGGGAUAGCAAGGAAGAUAACGAGCCGCCUGAAAAACAAGACAAAUAG
This is a messenger RNA of Nerophis lumbriciformis (worm pipefish), 504 nucleotides long. NCBI's taxonomy places the organism in Eukaryota, Metazoa, Chordata, Actinopteri, Syngnathiformes, Syngnathidae. The record is from RefSeq and is a predicted model, not a curated record.